GGGGACGUUCAUCAAAAAGAGUGGGAGGACGAAGGAAGAUUUCUACAGCAAUGUCAAGAAGGAGAUAAAUAGCUUGAAGAAGUGCUAUGACCCCAACGAAGUAGAGAAAUGGAAUGAUGAGGAGUUGGCCUGGAUGUUCCUUGUGGAUGGCUGUGCAUUGUUGCAUUUCAUACUCCUUGAUAUGAUGGAUAAGUGGAAGGAAGUAGGGGGUAAGAAUGAUCUAGUCGCCUUUGCGAAACUUGAUUUAUUCUUACUUGAGAACCAACUGCCCUACAAACUCCUUGAGAUAUUGAUAGGCAUGUUCCCUGAAGUCCCAAGUGAAGAAGGAGGAGAAAAUUGUCAGAAGGAAUUGAAGGAUUCCGUCACCAAAUUCAUUGACAAGAGUUUCUUGAGUCCGGUCGAGCAGCAACUACAACACCCAAUUCAGGUUGACUCUCAUCAUCAGAUUCAUCCUCCUCAUCUUGAGCAACAAAAACAAGAAGAAGAAAAAGAGCCUGCUCAUCUUCUGGCACUGUUACGAAAAAGACUGAUAGGAACCAAAGCAAAAGAGAAGGGUAAAGAUAAAAAAAUGGACAUUCUCUGGGAGAAACUGAGGAAUUCGAAGUUGUGCUCUUAUGGUGCUAAAAGCAGACACUGGCACACAUUUCGCAACGUAAAGGAGUUGAAAGAAAAGGGUAUUCGUUUUAAAGCGAGUAAAGAGAGAGGUGCCAUCACAGACAUUGAUUUCGACGACCGUUUUUGCAUGCCAACCCUUACGCUUUCUCCCAUUUUGGUUGACGUUGCCACCAUGCCAAAGUUGCUGAACUUGAUAGCCUACGAGAUGUGUCCGGAUUUCAAAAACGAGUUCGAGAUCACCUCGUACGUGUCAUUUCUCGACAACUUGAUCGAUAGCAGGGAGGAUGUGAAAGAACUAAGAGAUGCAGGCGUGCUGCGCAACGAACUAGGAAGCGAUAAAGAUGUAGCAGUGCUGUUCAACAAGAUCAGCGACAAACUGGUGCCGAAUCUUGAGAUAUACCUUGAGUUGAAACGUCGUAUCCAAGAUCACUGCAACAUCAUAUGGGCCAGAGACGCUGCUAAAAUCUGCCACACCUAUUUCAGGAGUCCCUGGAGCUUCAUCGUCUUCCUCGGUGUCAUAGCUGGCCUUGUUAUGGCAGCUCUGCAAACUUAUAAUAGCUUCAAAGAGACACAUCGGCUCGAACACUGAACUUUAAUUAUUACUAUUUCUAGUUAGUCUGAUGCUAUUACAGUGUGUGUUUUCUUAGCUAAAAAAUACUUGUGAAUGCUCAUGUGUGUUGUCAACCAAGAAAAUAAAUGCGUUUUGGCAUAUUUGUAAAAAAUAAAUAUAAAUGAUAAUGUCUGUU
Rubroshorea leprosula is the source of this 1361-nucleotide messenger RNA. The record is from the annotation of a GenBank genome assembly. NCBI's taxonomy places the organism in Eukaryota, Viridiplantae, Streptophyta, Magnoliopsida, Malvales, Dipterocarpaceae.